AUGAAACGACUUGAUGAAAUGUACUCUGGAAAACCUAUUCCGAAGGCUACGGGUAAGGAAACUCCUACAACAUCGACAUCGGGACGAGUUAUUGCCAAGGCAAAACGUCGAAUUGAAGGAAGUGCCAAAUGCGAUGAACUAAAUAAUUCGGUAAAGGUUUCCACGCCAUCUGGUGCUCCUCCACGUUUCAGUCUUGGUGAUGUUUCUGUGAUCAAGCCAAAUUUGGACGUUACCUUGACAGUUCCUACGCCAAAGGCCACGGAUUCCUCAGCAACAAGUGAAAAUGCCGGCGGUGGUGGCGGGGGCGGUGGACGAAAGCGAGCGAUUCGUGGAGGGGGACCGGCAGGAGGAACAGAGACAGUUGUGUUCCGUGGCAGUGAUCCAUCUGCUACACCAGCAGUGUCCCCUUCGGCAGCAAUCCUUCCAACUACCACUCUUCCAAAGCCAACUCCGGGAUUCUGGUCAAGCCAAAAAAAGGAUUCGGACAUUAAAGAUACAUCGAAACCAACAUUCUCCUUUGGCUCAUCAAAGAUAACGGGUUCUGCAGAGCAGGAUAACAACUUUCUGUGA
Messenger RNA from Cooperia oncophora, 570 nucleotides. Lineage: Eukaryota; Metazoa; Nematoda; Chromadorea; Rhabditida; Trichostrongylidae. The record is from the annotation of a GenBank genome assembly.